Messenger RNA from Mesorhabditis belari, 228 nucleotides. The record is from the annotation of a GenBank genome assembly. NCBI's taxonomy places the organism in Eukaryota, Metazoa, Nematoda, Chromadorea, Rhabditida, Rhabditidae.
AUGAAAUACUCACUCAUUCUCCUCGUCUGUUUCCUCGCCUUGCCGGAUUUCGGUCUGAUGGAAUCCCCGGCCGAUGGAGAGGAGAUAAUGGAUGAAGCUCAUGUGAUGCCUCCAUGGCAUGGGGUGAUUGCCCGUGAUCAGCCUCGACCAUGUUGCCCAAUGGGAUGCAUCGAUCAUUGUGACUCAGAGAAAUGCGUUUAUUGGUGUGGCUUUGAGGGCAAUUGUUGU